GUCUUCACAAAGAGGCAACCUUUGGCUUGAUGCCACCAUGCUGGCUGGUGUGGGAGGAUCUGCUUCAGCUGCUUGGUUUAAAGCAAACACCUGAAACUACACAAACACACACACACCCGCACACACACAAGGAGCUGAACACAACAAGUUUGACUGCAGACUGCAAACUUUAACACCAGAAAAUGUUACUUAGCUUUGUGAUCCUCUUCUUCCUCUUCUCUCCAGCAACGUCUCUGCAGUGCUACUCAUGCGGCUCCUCCACCACCAAUGAAGAAUGCAACCAGAAGAGCGAGACGUGUCAGCAGCCGCUCGACACCUGCAUGACCAUCGUGGACACUUUGGGUUACAUGAAAGCCAUCGUGAAGCAAUGCGCCAGCAGCUCCACAUGCAAGGGGGCCGCCUCCACCGCCUCGGUGGACGCAGACGGAAACGGAAACACCAUCAACUGCUGCAGCUACGACAUGUGCAACAUGAGCGCGGCGGACUCUGUUCACUCGCACACGGCGCUGCUGCUUCUAACUGGAGCCGUUUUACUGCUGCUAACGCACUGAGGCCAGCCAGAGGCUGGUCUAAAAGAAUUAUGUAAAUACUGUAAAUCUAUAAAGAUUUAUUUUAUGUAUAUAUAUAUAUAUUCUAAGAUGUAUUACAAAUACAGCUGUAAAAAUUGCAAUGUGGAACAUCCUUCAUGCCUAAUUUAUGACAAAGACACUCAUUAAAAUGGGAACAUGGCAAAAAACACACAUUGUUGCAAUUGAAUGAAAUAAAAAAAAAAAAAAAAAAUCAGACCAUUGACAGCAAAAUC
Xiphophorus hellerii (green swordtail) is the source of this 802-nucleotide messenger RNA. RefSeq names its product prostate stem cell antigen-like. The record is from RefSeq and is a predicted model, not a curated record. The coding region runs from base 183 to 551 and encodes 122 amino acids. The transcript has 3 exons. NCBI's taxonomy places the organism in Eukaryota, Metazoa, Chordata, Actinopteri, Cyprinodontiformes, Poeciliidae.